Messenger RNA from Plasmodium knowlesi strain H, 3162 nucleotides. RefSeq names its product SICAvar, type I (fragment). The transcript is spliced from 5 exons. Lineage: Eukaryota; Apicomplexa; Aconoidasida; Haemosporida; Plasmodiidae. The annotation marks the transcript as partial. The record is from RefSeq and is a predicted model, not a curated record.
GACAAAUUUUGGACUAAGGAUGGCGAAGUUGACAAACUAUGGAAAGAACUGGCAAAGGAAAUGACAGAGAAAGGCAAGGAGGGUAAAGAAAGUCAUUGUGGGACAAUGGAUGAUGGCAGUGCCACCAGUGGCACUGGUGCCACUGGCACUAGUGGCAGGCCUGCCACCAAACCUGAAAGGAAGGCAUGCAAUUAUUUGCAUGCCGGCUUAACUAAACUGUACGACAGUUCGACGACGGUGACGCUGGCGUCGCCGUCGUCGUCAGGCAACGACGAGAAAAUCCUGGAUAAGAACCCACUGUUAAGACAAACAGUGGGUUGUUUCCUUCUUAAAGAAUAUGGAAAACAACUGCAGAAGACCUCCACAUGCGUCAUUGAUUCUGGUAUAGAGAAAGCAUUCAGGAAAUGGAAUGAAGAUAAUAAAUCUAAAUGCAAUGGCAGUGGCGCGGAACCUUGUUUUCCGUGCGAAUGGAAAGAGAAGGACUAUGACGACUGCAAAGUUACCACAAAUGGCACAACCCAAACUCCAGUAACGGACAAAUUAUCACCAGUUCAGGGCAACAUUACCCGCAUCUCAAAUUUCAACCUAAAGUACAUAAAUGAUAUGUCCACUUUAUGCGAUUACAUUAGAUGCGCCGGACCCAAAUGGUUCAAAAACGAAGCAACCGCAAACGGGGGAAAUUCUAAUCAGACUUGGUGUGAGUUCUGGAAUGAUGGCGUCAAACCGACAUUGCAGGCAAUGUUUAACCACAUCGAGGAUGAAGGGAAGACCAACACGAAUUACGUAACAUGCCGUGGCUUUGGUGAUGGUAAUCCACUUAGUGUCGAAAGAAAAGCUUGUAAUUAUAUCGCGGAGGGACUGAAAUACAUUAAAGAGAUUCCAAAUGGUACUACUGCCAAGCAGCCUAAUGGUAAUGACAACGUACUGCUCGCUCGAGCAGUUGGUUGUAUUGCUCUUAACAUGUACGCAAAUAGAAUAAUGACAUUUACGCAGAACAGUUGUCCCAUUGAUGAGGAAAGAAUAAAAAAAAUGUUCGAUGAUUGGAAUGCAAUUAAUAAUAAUUCGUGCUCAAACUCUGGUCUUGGUAAUAAUAAUAAUAAUAAUGUUUGUUUUAAAUGUGAUAGGAUACAGAACUCAGAUUUUGGUGGUUGCCACCUGAGCGUCGCAGACGCUCUGGUGGCAUCACAACAGAAAAGUGGAAGUUGCCCUUCUAACGGAGAACAUAAAAAAGUCCAUGAUCAAAUGAAAAAACUCCUCGAAAAGGACACCACCAUCAAAAUGAAACCAACAUUGGACGAAAUCAAUAAAAUGGACAAUUUCUGUACUAAAAUGCAAUGUGCAGCAAAACAAUACCACACCAAAUCAUUAGGGAAAAGUGGGGCAGAACCCGUAACUUGGGAUGAAAUAAAGGGUGUUGUUGAUAAGGAAUUAAAGGACCUUCUAAAUAAAAUUACGAAUGAAGAGAAAUGGGAAGAGGUUGAUUCAUACUGCAAUGACAACAUCAAAAGUAAUGGCGACACACCAGGAGAAAUAACUGCUAAGAAAAAAGCUUGUAAGCUUUUUGCUUUAGGUUUAAAACACAUUUCUGAUAUUAAAGACAAGAACAAAGACAACAUGGAUGUUGUACCACUUAAACAAACUAUGAUGUGCGCAGCACUUAAUCUUUAUGCUGAUCAAUUAAUAGAAAAAUCAACAGAUCAAUGUCCUCUCGAUAAUACAAAAUUGAAGGAGGCAAUAGAACACGCCUUUAAGAAUAGUAAUGCCACUAUGAAGAAUGGAGCAAAUUCAUGCCCAGCUAGUACUAAGGGUCCUAAUUUUUGUUUUGUUUGCAAUAGGCAAGACAAAAGCACUUUUCCCGAUUGUAAAAUUGGCAAAGACGAAAUAAAGGACAAAAUGACCAAACUCAUCACAGAAAACGACAACAACACCAAAUCCAAGCCCAAAUCCAAAACCAACAACACUCCUAACAUGGACGAAACACUAGACAAAAUAAAUAAAAUAGAAACUUUCUGUACUCAAGUCCAAUGUGCAAUCAAACAAAAACUAAGGAGCCAAAAUAAACUUAAAAAUGGAACAGAACCAUCUUGGGAUGCCCUGAAGACUGAAAUCGAGACGGAAUUAAAAGAACUCUUAGCACAUAUGUCGCGGAAAGAGAGUCAGGCUGAAGUUAUCCAAUACUGCAAUGACGACGCUAAUUGGAGUAAACUUGGCCAUAAAGAAAAACAUACAAAUAAAGCAGCUUGUUUACUUUUUGCUUCAGGGUUAAAGCACAUUUAUACCCAUAUUAAUGACCAAAAGAAGGACCCAUCGUUUGAACAAACGAUGGGUUGUUUAUUCCUUAAGGAAUAUGCAAAACAAUUGAAAAAAAUGGCAGAAGAACAAAAAAAGUAUAAGGUACAUCCUAAUUGUAGCGUAGAUUCGGGCAUAGAUUACGCUUUCAAUCAAAGUAAUGCCAUUAUGGAGAAAGCAAAGCCUCCAUGCGAGAAGAAUGUUCCUAAUUCUUGUUUUGAGUGCACACAAAAGGACGAUUAUGGAACUUGCUUCAUUGGCGCUGAGAAAGUACGAGGCAAAGUUGAACCUUUGUUCAAAGACAAUGACCAAAACAAAAAGCAUAUGGAAGAAACAUUAGAGAAUACAGUCUGUCCCAUCCUUAUUACGGAUCUCCUUACCCCUUUUCUUCCUUUGGCUCCUGUCUCUAUUGGUCUUUCUGCUAUGGCUUAUUACCUUUGGAAGUAUUUUGGUCCUCUUGGUAAAGGAGGAGCACGUUUCAGAAGAUCUCCUGCUGAAAUUCCUGGUCCAUCGGUACAGGAACAAGUCCUUGAUCAUGUGCAGCCAGAUAGUUCACAUGAAUAUCGAUUAGUGAAAGAACGAAAACCUCCAUCUGCUCCAACGAGAACAAAACGUUCUGGUCGCGUGAAUCGUCGAACGAUUAUUGAAAUUCAUUUUGAAGUGUUGGAUGAAUGUCAAAAAGGCGACACACAAUUGAACCAGAAGGAUUUUCUGGAACUUUUGGUUCAAGAAUUCAUGGGAUCCGAAUUUAUGGAAGAAGAACAGGUUCCUAAGGAAAAUGUUCCUAAGGAAGAUGUUCUUAUGGAAGGUGUUCCUUUGGAACUUGUUCCUAUUGAAGAGGUUCCAAGUUUAGGUUCCGGCUUUAUGGUUUAA